This is a messenger RNA of Ostrinia nubilalis (European corn borer), 2354 nucleotides long. RefSeq lists its product as uncharacterized. The transcript has 5 exons. Lineage: Eukaryota; Metazoa; Arthropoda; Insecta; Lepidoptera; Crambidae. The record is from RefSeq and is a predicted model, not a curated record. The coding region runs from base 1106 to 2299 and encodes 397 amino acids.
AGCAAGUCGCCUACAAAAUGUACAUUAAAAAUAUUCCAAUCUUUUCCAAUAUUAUCUUAUUAGUCUCAUUAUUCUACAGGAUCAAGGGCGACUUUGGCGUUAUUAAAGAACAAAGCCAAAUUGCAUCAAGACCUCAGCUCGAAAACAAUUUUAACAGAACUCCGAGUGAGGCCGCAAUUACAACCGCUAUUACAGAGGACGAUGAAAAAUUUGACGAUAAUGAACUCAAGAAACUUUUUGUGCAAAAUUUUAAAUCAUAUGAAAAUUUGGAGAAGGAAAGAAACGGGAAUGGCACCCACGGGACUGUGCGAAAUACAAGGGACGUAGCGAAUAAUACUUCUAAGCUCGGGAUAGAAUGCCUCUCGUGCUUUGCAAAUGGGACCUCGUCGGCUGAUACUAACUGUUACAAGGGGGUAUCUUCAACAGUUAAGUGUUCAGAUGCUGAACAAUGUUUCGUUGAACUCCAUCCCCAAUAUUUACGCCGUGGUUGUAUCUUACCAACGCGGGUCAAUAGGACAUAUUACUGCAAAUGCCCGCUGUGUAACGACAAGCCAUCUUACGAUGUCAGUUACUACAAUUACAAUUCGAUCAACGACUGGACUUUUGACAACUUCUUAUUGCAAAAACCAUUGGCCGGCUUAGAUCUUAUGUGCAAAGUUUGCGAUACAUCUGGAACUAAUCAAGUUUAUGAUAAGAAUUGCAGACAAGGGAGAGGUGCCGAUUAUAUGGUUUGCGGCCAUAAUCAAUUAUGUUACAUUAAUAUUGAUGACGAAGUCGACCAUGUAUCCAGAGGCUGCAAGUCAAAGCCAGUUUAUAAUACGAUGUAUUUUUUCUGCAACCGAAGUGGAUGCAAUAACGCUGAGCACUUGAAUCCGAAAUUGGCAUUUAGAGCACUGCCAACAUUGAUGAAUGAGAAAAAAAUUAAACGCGCUAGAAGUGGCGUGGGAAAAAUCCACCUUCAUGGGCAUAAUUAUUUCAUCUGGAUAUGCAUACUUUUUAUUUCAAAAUAUUAACUCGUUCUGUAAUCUAUGAAUUCUGACAGAAAAUUUAUGACGUUUGACAUGUUUACAUGAUGUCUGAUUUGCAAAUGUAACAAAAUACAAAAAUGCGAGCUGAAUAUUUAUUUUACUUGAUCUCCAUUUACGCACAAGUUUCUUGUGAAGAUACCGGAAUCGUCAAAAGUAAGAAUCCUUUGCCUUAUUUUAGAAGACAAGUAGAAGAACUUACUGAAGAUAGUACAAUAGAAACUACUUUGUCUGACGAUUUGAAAAACAACAUAGUUUCAUUUCUUAUCAAAAAUGCUAAAAAAAUCUACAAUGAGCUCGAUGAAGUCAGUAACUUCCCAUCUCCUUCAGUAUGUACUUCAACUAAAGAGUAUACUUUCAUUGGUACAACAUCUAAUAAGCCCAGUGACUUCUAUCAUGAUAAUGAUAUUGAUUCAAAUUCUACACCAACUUCCGAUACUACUAAUACACCAACCGAUAUUACUGCAAUAUCAAAACCUAGUAGACCAUAUUCAAAUGUAACAUCAAAUGUCUCUGAUAAAGAUAUUAUGGAAUUGUCAACAACCGCAUAUGAUUUAACUGAAAAGGAAGAAUUAAUGCAUCUCUCAAAAAAUUUAAUAUCUUAUGAAACAGAUCGAAAGGAACGAGACAAUGAAAUACAAACUUUGCUCCAUUAUGGAAAUGGGUCCCUGACUGACAAUGAUCGCAUACCCGAUCAUUUGAGAUCGUGUAUCAUAUGCAAUAAUGUUGUGAUGGAGGAGUGUAAUAAUCCAACGAAACGACUAAUCCCAGCGACGGUCUGCCAACGUGACGACGAUUUGUGCUAUUCAAUGCACACUCCGUUCGGAGUGAUAGAUCGUGGAUGCUACAACGCAAAUCACAACCUCACCACCUACGUAUGCGCGUGCAAUCUAUGCAACUACAUAUCAAUUUCUGAAAUGCCGUACAUAUUUUCCAAGAAGCGGGAAUGGGUCGAUAAUGUGGUUGAACUCUCACGUACAAGGCACUUUAGAAAAUCUGUGUUUAAGGAUAUGUCUUGCUUGAAAUGCGAGUCGAAUGCGACGGCUAAGACGGGAGAUAUGCUUGAUACUGCUAACUGCUUAGAAGGAAAUAUUGGUUCUCUACCUAUUGAAGAAUGUAAAGAAGACGAAAUAUGCGGUGUUAAGGCAAUCAGAAACGAUGGUUACAUGUGGCGAGGAUGCGUUAAAUACCCCCUUUUCAACUACUGGUGGGCUCUCUGCGAUACUGAUCUUUGUAAUUACGAUACAAUAACCUCCAUUUACGAUUUGGAUUAGAAUUUAUUUAGUCUCUUUUAAUAAUUUUUAUUUUAUUACAUUUUAUUUUCUUUUA